AUGCAAAAUCGCAUUGACCGUCUCGAAGGCCUAGUUUUGUCAUUGAUGCACAAUGGUGGCAACGUCGAUCCCGAGUCCGCCGCUCGUGCAAGCGAGUCCAUCUCUCACUCAACAACUGACAGCGCCUCGUCCGCCAAAGCUGGUCGCGAGGAGGCGGCCAUGAUGGACGAAGACAGUGACGUGGACGACAGCCUCGCGACGUCCCUGGGCGUACUCAAAGUUGAUAGCGACAAGGGCAAGUCUAUGUAUAUCGGACAAGAGCAUUGGCAUCUGAUCCUCGCAGACAUUGCUGAGGUGAAAAAUUACUUCACAAACCACAAAAAGGAACUGGAAACGAGCUACGAGCGGGUCAGGUCUUCCAAACCCGUCACCGCCCGCGAGGGACCGACGCUGCUGCUUGGCGCUGUUCCUGCCUCGGAACUCGAGCUGCGCGCCGAGCUGCCCCCCAAGUCGAGUGUCCUUGCACUCUGCAGCCGCUAUUUCAAUUCCAUGGAUAACGCAGUAAGCAUCAUACAUGGGCCGACUUUCCUGCAACAGCUCCGCACGCACUGGCAAGAUCCGUCAAAGACGCCGAUCAUGUGGUUAGGCCUCCUUUACUCGGUUCUCUGCCUCGCGAUGCUGAGUUAUCACAAAGUUGGGGAUGAGCCCCCAGAGUGGAAGGGGCGCACACUGGAGCUUGCGGACGAGUACCGCUUGCGGACCGUCCAGUGCCUCAUCAAGGCUGACUACACCAAGCCGGUCGAGUACACCGUCGAGACUAUGAUUCUAUACGUCUUUGGCGAGUACUCGUCGAGAUGGGAUGCUGAUUUGGGCUUGUGGUUGAUUGUAUCCCUAAUCACGCGGAUAGCCUUCCGGAUGGGGUACCAUCGCGACGCGAAGUGGUUCCCGUCGCUGACGCCAUUUCAAGCUGAAAUGAGGCGACGGACGUGGGCGCUGGUUCGCAUGUCAGACGUCAUCUUUUCACACCAAGUAUCGCUACCGAGUAUGAUUUACGAACACGACUGCGACACGCAGCUGCCGAACAACAUCUUUGACGACGAGUUCCAUCCGGGGAUCAAAGAGCUGCCACCUUCCAGGCCCAUAACAGAGGCGACGCCGAUCUCGUACAUGAUUGCCAAGGCCAAGCUUUGCAACGAACUCGGCAACAUUCUCCAGGCCACCAACAGGGUGGGCAGGAGCGUUCCCUAUGACGAGAUCAUCCGGUUCGACGCGAAACUCCGCCAGGUGAUGCAGGAGCUUCCUCCUCACCUCAAGCUUGGGCCCCUCGAGGGUGCGCGUGAGCCUGUCACGCUCAUUAUCGCGCGGUUCAAUGUGGACAUUUUGUACCAAAAGAUUCUGUGCCUGCUCCAUCGCAAGUACAUUUCCAAGGCGCGACAGAACCCGCGGUACGCACAUUCGCGCCGCAGUGCGGUCGAGGCGUCUCUGCAGGCAAUGGGGCAUUUGCAAAUGCUUCGCCGUGAGUCUCAGGGCAACGGGCGGCUGAAAGCCGUGAGCUGGUACGUCAAGUCGAUCGCGACAAAGGAAUUCGUGCUGCCGGCCAUGCUUAUCGUGCUUGAUCUGCACUACGACAACAUGGCACGUCAUGCGGGCACUUGCGAGAGCCACGAGGGCGCAUUUCUCUGGAGUUCCGAGGAGCGGGCCAACAUGAUAGGCACGUUGGAAGACGCCGUGUCCAUCUGGAAAGGGCUUGCAGACACGUCGAUGGAGGCUUUCAAGGCCUCAAAGGUUAUCGAGAUCAUGCUUCAAAAGAUCAAAGAGCCCGCGCCGAGCGACAGCACGUCAAUACCUUCUCGAACCGAUUCCUUGUCGACGUUGGAGUCAAGCAUGGGCAUGGAUCAGACGCCCGCCAUGGGCCCAGGUUUAGUGCCCACAGACGGCUUCCCCGACUUCAACACCGGCUUAAGCCCGUUCUCGAAUACCAACAGCAGCGCCUUCAUGGGGAUGGAGUUUAGCCUGCCGCCGCCGAACCUCGUCGACAUGCAGACGGAUGGAUUUAAUCCUGUCGGCGCAGCCUCUCCCAUGUCCAUGUUCACCAAUUUUGGCAGCGGUUCGGGCACGGGGCCGGACUUGACGGCAAACUUUGACUGGGGCGCCUUUGAGAACUACACACAGAUGGCCAACUGGGGCGCCGACCAGAGCUUCCAAAUAUACGGUGCCGAGGAUCAGUCGCCAGGACAGGGAUCUGGAUCCGGAAGCAUGAGUAUGCAGUAA
Messenger RNA from Purpureocillium lilacinum, 2211 nucleotides. RefSeq lists its product as uncharacterized. The record is from RefSeq and is a predicted model, not a curated record. NCBI's taxonomy places the organism in Eukaryota, Fungi, Ascomycota, Sordariomycetes, Hypocreales, Ophiocordycipitaceae. Gene Ontology annotation, biological process: DNA-templated transcription. Gene Ontology annotation, molecular function: zinc ion binding; DNA binding.